Molecule: messenger RNA, 1153 nt
Organism: Conger conger (European conger)
Lineage: Eukaryota; Metazoa; Chordata; Actinopteri; Anguilliformes; Congridae
Cellular component (GO): cytosol
Molecular function (GO): mRNA binding
Source: RefSeq, a predicted model, not a curated record
CCUCUCCCGGGCUCCGUAGGUUUCUGGGGGAAUGUGUUGUUUCCGUUUUGUAGAGGGUACUACAGAAGAGGAAAGGUUUGCUAGGCUAGCAUUGAAUUCGCUGAAGGAACUGCUUUCCAUAAGAACCUACACCCGGGACCCCAGACAGGAAGUACUGCACCCGCUCACUUCCCCUCCCUCCGUCACCAUGGUGAAGAUCUUCGUGGGAAACGUGAAUUCGUCGACGACGGAGGCGGAGCUGCGGGAGUUGUUUGAGAAGCACGGCGCGGUGUCGGACUGCGACAUCCUGAAGAACUACGGCUUCGUGCACAUGGACGAGGAAGACGCGGCGCAGAAGGCCGUGUCCGCGCUGCACAAGCACGAGCUCAACGGCUCGCGCAUCACCGUGGAGUACGCCACCACCAAGGUGCGCAACGCCACCAAGAUCUACGUGGGCAACGUUCCCGAGGGGGCUAGCGCUGGCAAGAUCAAGGAGCUGUUCCAGCGCUACGGGAAGGUGGUGGAGUGCGACAUCGUGAAGAACUACGCCUUCGUGCACAUGCAGCGCGAGAACGAGGCGCUGGAGGCCAUCGCCGAGCUCAACCACUCCAAGAUGGAGGGCCAGAAGAUCUUUGUCUCGCUGUCGCGUAGCAACCAGGCCCGCGACGGCCGCGGCGACGAUUUCCCCCCCCCACCUCCCCCCCACCCGCACUACCCCCCCCACCCACACUACCUGCCCCCCCGCCCCCCCCCGGGCGAGUACUACCACCCCCGGGGCCGCCUGCCCCCCCCGCCCCCGCUCCCGCCCCCUCCCCCUCGCGGUUACUAUGACUACGACCCCUACGCCUCCCGCUACUACGAGCGUGACCCUUACGAGCGCCGCCCCCCCCCUCCCCCCCAGCGCCCGCUGUCCCCGCCCCCCUCCCUCUCCGCGCGGUAUUACCGCGAGCGGAGCCCGCCCUCCAGCCGCCGGGCCCUGCUGCCCCCGCCCCCGCCCCCGCCCUCAGCCCGCGCCUACCCCCGCAGCGUCGCCAUGGCGCCCCCCCCACCCCCUCCCCCCCCAACAUCCUCCUCCGCCUCCGCCCUGUACCACCGGUACUCCCUGGGCUCCGGCUUUGAGAAGGACGACUACUUUGAGGACAAGUACAGCAACGGGUUCAGCAGGGGCUACUGA